This is a messenger RNA of Stomoxys calcitrans (stable fly), 1590 nucleotides long. RefSeq names its product protein sidekick-2-like. Lineage: Eukaryota; Metazoa; Arthropoda; Insecta; Diptera; Muscidae. The record is from RefSeq and is a predicted model, not a curated record. Gene Ontology annotation, biological process: cell-cell adhesion. The coding region runs from base 1 to 1590 and encodes 529 amino acids. Gene Ontology annotation, molecular function: protein binding. The transcript has 11 exons.
AUGUCUGAAUAUCUCCAAAGGGAAUCGCUGUUAUCUGAUAGACAAACCGGGUUUCGAGCUCAUUAUAGUUGCGUUAGUGCAUUAGUUGAAGUUUCGGAAUCGAUAAGGAGUAAAAUUGAUGAUGGUAAUAGUAAAAGAUUUACUCUACGAGACUUGGAUGUCACUAUAAAUCGUCAGAAGAUUGAUAUUGUGUCUAGUGCGAAGAAUUUAGGUGUAAUUUUUAAUAGCUCAUUGACUUGGUCUAAUCAUGUGAAUGCUAUAGCAGGGCAGACAUAUGCAAAGCUGCGUACACUGUGGAUCACACACUCUUAUACACCUAUUGAGGUUCGGACUCUAUUAGCGAAGAUGUUUCUAAUUCCUGGUUUGAUCUAUGGCUGUGAACUGUUUGCGAACUGCGAUUCACUAAGCCAACGGAAAUUGAAUGUAGUUUUUAACAGCAUUAUUCGACACAUUGGCCGCACGUGCGCCAAUAUUGUUGCAACGCUACCAAUUGAUUUUACUGCUUUUAGUCGUGCCGUGAAAGCGUUCGCCGACAAUUGUCGCAUAACCAAACGUUUGAGAAUUUCAUGGCGCGUGAAUUGCUUACCGUUCUAUGUGUAUCUUUUUUCAAUAGCCUUGUGGCAUUGUUGUGGUAUCUUUACAGAUGUGGCAAAUUUGGAAUAUGAAAAAAUCAUAGCGGAGGCUGGCAAAAAUGUAACCAUACCCUGUCCGGGUGUCACCGAACACUCCCUGGUGGAUACUUUGGUAUGGAAGACAACCACAACGACGAUAGUCCAGUUCGCCAAUCGUUUGCCAUUGCUGCACAGUCCUCGGAUUCAACUGUUGUCGGAGAAUUUUGCAUUACACUUUGCUCCGGCCAUUGCUGCCGAUACGGCGGAAUAUAUUUGUCUGGUAAAUGACCGGCAUAUACCAGAAGCAAUUGUUGAUUUACUGGUGCAAGAUGUACCAGAUCCUCCAGAACGACCAUUGCUGAUAAGUUUUACGUCACGUUCGGUUAACUUAUCGUGGGCCCAUUCACAGCAUCCACGGAAUGCUCCCGUAACGCAUUUCAUUAUUGAAACACGAGUGGGCGAAAAUGGUCAAUGGGAUCAAGUGCCACAAAUACAAACAAAAUCAAAUGUAACAUCCCAUCAAGUCACCGGGCUGGUGCCCUUUACCGUCUACAGUUUUCGCCUGAAGGCUGUCAACAAGCUGGGCAUUAGUCCCCCCUCCAAAGAAUCCUACUACAUAGUGACCUUGCGUGAGGCUCCUACGGGUAAACCUAUACCCACAGAAGCCCACAAUACAUCAUCCACCUCUGUAUAUAUUUCAUGGAAACCACCGCCACCCGAUACGAUACUAGGAGAAUUUUUGGGUUAUCGCAUCACCUACAGACCACGAGAUCGCAAUCCCAAUGACACCAAAGAAAUCUACAUACGCGACUCUACAAUCGAGAAUCACGAGAUACUCAAUUUGGAACCAUAUACACAGUAUAAGGUUACCGUUCAGGUCUUUAACCCCGAGGGUUUGGGCCCUGAAACAACAAUAUUGGUCAUGACCGAUGAAGGAGGGACCACACAUUCAUUUACAACUAAAAUCCAUUUAAUCUAG